This is a messenger RNA of Cooperia oncophora, 276 nucleotides long. NCBI's taxonomy places the organism in Eukaryota, Metazoa, Nematoda, Chromadorea, Rhabditida, Trichostrongylidae. The record is from the annotation of a GenBank genome assembly.
AUGCACGAUCGCGUGUAUCUUGCUGAAGAGAAUGGCGAGCUAAACUGGAAGAAGAACGUUCUACCAGAUGUUGAUUUUGAUUGGAGCACUUAUCUGCAGAAUCAAAAUCCUAGGCUGAAGUUCGACAAAUCAAUACAGAUCGAACCCAUUCCGCUGGAUAACGAGUUCAUUACGCGGUGGGAGCGACUGAGGAAUCAGCGCCACCGAAACGAGUUGGGGUUCUUUGCUCAGACUGAAGAAAGGUUGGAAGGAGUCGUAUCAGCCGGUACGAUUUGA